AUGGAAACUCUUGGCGUCAGUGUCUUCUAUUUGGAGCAAGUCUUUUUGGAAGAAGUCGAAGCUGCCAGUCAUGCCACAACUGGAACUCCACUCUCCAAAGACUCCAAAGUCUACGACAUUGAGGAUCUACGAGAUCCUCCUGGAGUCAUCCGCAACAAGGGAGCAGACACUGUUUGCCCCGUCGAUGGGAAAAUGGGUGCUGCCUAUAUCCAUUGUCUGGAACAAGGAGAGUACCAUGUUGGAGAGGCAACUCAAAUGCUCAGCUAUUCCUGGGACUACAUGAUUGGAGAUAUUGUGGAUACUCUAACAGACUUCUGUCUCCAAAACAACCUCAAUCCAAAGAGAACCUAUAUCUGGAUCUGCUGCCUCUGUGUCAAUCAGCACAGGGUUGUGCAAAAUACAACUCAGCAGAAAUCAGGAAUGAUUUCUGAUUCUACCCAACUUGACUUCUUUGCCAUUUUUGGAGAACGCGUCAAAAAGAUUGGUCAUUUGCUGGCCAUGAUGGCUCCCUGGAAAGCACCCAUCUACAUCACUCGAGUCUGGCGCAUUUUUGAAAUGUUUACAGCUCGCACUGUCGAGGGGUGCAAGGUGGACAUUGUCAUGCCACCCAAGGAGAGGCAGUAUCUAGAGCAGGAUGUGAUCAAUGAUGGACAAGGAAUUGAUGCUCUCUAUGAGGCUCUGGGCAACACCCAAGUUCAAAAUGCCAAGUCCUCGGUUGAGAGUGACAGGCUGGCCAUUCUGAACAAGGUAGAGUCAGAUGUCGGAUUCCAAGCACUCAACAAUGAAGUGAACAACUUGUUGCGGGGGUGGAUGCAGGGUGCACAUCGCUCAGUGAGAAUCACAGAGAAACCGCAGACAGUUACCGCAAUUUGUUCUGUUUUGAAUGAGAUGGGUGACUAUGAAGAUGCUUUGACAAAGCACAAGGAAGCUCUUGCUAUUAGACUGUCUGCAUUGGCAAAAUCAUCGAAUGCCCACUACAACAAAUUGGUUCUGUCUGAACAGUAUGGUGACCAUGAAGGUGCUUUGGCAAAGCACAAGGAAGCUCUUGCCAUUCAACUGUCAGCAUUGAGCAAGAAUCAUCCCGAUGUGGCAACCACAUACAAUGGUAUUGGUGUUGUUCUGGAAAGUAUGAGUGACUAUGACAGUGCUUUGGCAAGCACAAGGAAGCUCUUACCAUUCAACUGUCAGUGUUGA
Seminavis robusta is the source of this 1194-nucleotide messenger RNA. The record is from the annotation of a GenBank genome assembly. NCBI's taxonomy places the organism in Eukaryota, Bacillariophyta, Bacillariophyceae, Naviculales, Naviculaceae.